AUGCAUACUGAUGAAAAGCGUUGGAAAGAGGAGAGUAAAAACUAUAAAAAGACGCAACGUGCUCUGGAGGAAAAAUGGAAGCUUGUGCCAGCAUUCUUGCAAGUGAAAGGCUUGGUGAAGCAACAUAUCGACUCGUUCAACUACUUCAUCAACGUAGACAUAAAGAAGAUUGUGCAAGCAAAUGAGGAGGUGAAAAGUGAUGCUGAUCCGUGUUUUUACUUGAAGUAUCUCAACGUACACGUUGGCAAACCAGACGUGGAAGAAGGCUUCAAUAAUACAAAAUCCACCACACCACACGAAUGCCGGUUGCGGGACAUGACCUACUCGGCUCCGAUAACGGUCGACAUAGAGUAUACCCGAGGAACGCAGCGUGUCGUACGCAAUGGGCUGUUAAUCGGGCGGAUGCCAAUAAUGUUGCGAUCGUCUAAUUGCGUGCUGACGGGUAAGUCUGACUACGAACUGUCGAAGGUGAAUGAAUGUCCGAUGGACCCGGGUGGAUAUUUUAUCAUUCGCGGCACGGAAAAGGUGAUCCUAAUUCAGGAGCAGCUAAGCUGGAACAAAAUGAUCACGGAGGACUACAAUGGGGUAAUCCAGUGCCAGGUGACGAGUUCGACCCAUGAAAAAAAGUCUCGUACGAUUCUAAUCACCAAGCACGGCCGCUACUAUCUCAAGCACAAUUCCAUGACCGAAGAAAUCCCAGUUGCCAUCAUUCUGAAGGCGAUGGGCAUCGCGUCGGAUCAGGAGAUCAUGCAGCUUGUUGGUAUUGAUUCUGAAACACAGAAGCGUUUCGCACCGUCGUUGCUGGAGGCUGCAAACCACAAAGUAUAUACACAGCAACGAGCUCUCGAGUACAUGGGCUCGAAACUAAUUGCGAAACGGUUUACAACCGCCGCUACCAAGUACAAAACCACAGCUGAUGAGGCUCGAGAUCUACUUGCCACAACAAUCCUGGCACACGUACCGGUUCCCAGCUUCAACUUUCAGGUGAAAGCGAUCUACGUUGCGCUCAUGAUAAGGCGCGUGAUGGCCGCCGAGCUGGACCGUAAUGCCGUUGAUGAUCGCGACUAUUAUGGCAACAAACGGCUUGAAUUAGCAGGUUCGCUGCUUUCGCUCAUGUUUGAAGAUCUGUUCAAGCGGUUCAACUGGGAGCUGAAAAUGAUCGCUGACAAGAACAUCCCAAAGAUCAAGGCAGCUCAAUUCGACGUUGGAAAGCACAUGCGGGAAGCGCUGAUUACUUCGGGACUGGAAACAGCCAUCUCGACUGGCAAUUGGACUAUCAAGCGUUUCAAGAUGGAACGAGCCGGUGUAACGCAGGUGCUAUCGCGACUGAGCUAUAUAUCCGCACUGGGCAUGAUGACGCGUGUUAAUUCGCAGUUUGAGAAAACUCGCAAGGUGUCGGGUCCACGAUCGCUGCAACCGAGCCAGUGGGGCAUGCUCUGCCCUUCGGAUACACCUGAAGGAGAGGCCUGCGGGUUGGUGAAAAAUCUAGCCCUCAUGACGCACAUCACGACUGAAGUCGACGAGGAACCGGUGAUCCGGCUGGCUUACAAUGCCGGUGUCGAAGAUAUUCGGUUGCUCGGGGGAGAGACCAUCAACAACCCGAAGGUGUUCAUGGUGUUCAUCAACGGUAACAUUCUCGGUGUAACGAUCGCCUACCGUCGUUUGGUGGAGGUCUUCCGGAUGAUGCGUCGACGGGGGCUGAUCGGAGCCUUUGUAUCGAUCCACACUUCCUUCACGCAACGCUGCGUGUACAUCCACACGGACGGAGGGCGCCUGUGCCGACCGUACAUUAUUGUCCAAGAUGGACGACCGCUCGUACUACAGGACCACAUCGAACAGAUGAAGCUUGGUUUGCGCAAAUUCGAUGAUUUUCUCCACGAUGGCCUGAUUGAGUAUUUGGAUGUGAACGAGGAGAACGAUUCGUUCAUCGCGUAUCAGGAACGUGACAUCGAUCCGGAGAAGACGACUCAUCUCGAGAUCGAACCAUUCACCCUGCUGGGUGUGUGUGCCGGGCUAGUACCAUAUCCUCACCACAACCAGAGCCCUCGUAACACGUACCAGUGUGCGAUGGGGAAACAAGCGAUGGGUAUCAUUGGGUACAAUCAGAAAAAUCGAAUCGACACGUUGAUGUACAACAUUGUGUACCCACAGAGUCCGAUGGUGCGGUCGCGUACGAUCGAGUUGACGAAUUUUGACAAGUUGCCGGCGGGCCAAAACGCGACCGUUGCCGUGAUGAGCUACUCCGGUUAUGAUAUCGAGGACGCGCUUAUUCUCAACAAAGCGUCGAUUGACCGCGGGUACGGUCGCUGUCUCGUGUACAAAAACAGCAAGUGCACAAUCAAGCGGUAUAGCAACCAGACGUUUGAUCGCAUCAUGGGUCCGAUGAAGGACGCUCUUACGGGCAAGAUCAUUAGCAAGCACGAGUGCCUCGACACGGACGGUAUCGUUUCGCCGGGCGAGCGGCUCACCUGCAAGCAGACGAUGGUGAACAAAGAAAUGCCGGCGGUAAAAUCGAACAACCCUAUCGAGCAAAAGGAAUCCGGUCAGCAACCGAUCGCGUACAGUGCCGUACCGAUCACGUACAAGGGCACGGAACCGAGCUACGCCGAGCGGGUGCUCGUGUCGACAAACAACGAGGAGGAGUUCCUGGUGAAGAUCCUGCUCCGGCAGACGCGACGUCCAGAAAUUGGAGACAAGUUUAGCUCUCGUCACGGGCAAAAAGGCGUUACGGGGUUAAUCGUGGAUCAGGAGGACCUGCCGUUCAACGACUACGGUAUGUCACCGGACAUGGUCAUGAACCCGCACGGUUUUCCGUCCCGUAUGACGGUAGGGAAAACGUUGGAGCUGCUCGGCAGUAAGGCUGGAGUGUUGGAGGGCAAAUUUCACUAUGGCACCGCGUUUGGCGGGUCCAAGUGUCAGGAUCUACAGGACGAGCUUUUUAAGCACGGGUUCAACUACCUCGGCAAAGACGUUUUUUAUUCAGGGAUUACGGGAGAACCGCUCGAGGCGUACAUCUAUUCCGGCCCGGUGUACUACCAGAAGCUGAAGCACAUGGUUCAGGAUAAGAUGCAUGCGCGUGCACGAGGUCCACGGGCGGUGUUGACUCGCCAACCGACACAAGGUCGCAGCCGUGAGGGAGGACUCCGGUUGGGCGAGAUGGAACGUGACUGUCUCAUCUCGUACGGUGCCAGCAUGCUGAUUAUGGAGCGAUUGAUGAUUUCGUCCGAUGCAUUCGACGUGGACGUGUGUAACGUUUGCGGUCGGCUGGCCUACUCGUCAUGGUGCCACAACUGUCGUUCGUCGGCAAGCGUGUCGAAAAUUUCCAUGCCGUACGCGUGCAAACUACUCUUCCAGGAGCUGACUAGUAUGAACAUCGUUCCACGGUUGAAACUGCAGAAUUAUUAACCAUUUGAUAC
Anopheles nili is the source of this 3416-nucleotide messenger RNA. RefSeq names its product DNA-directed RNA polymerase III subunit RPC2 (gene RpIII128). Gene Ontology annotation, biological process: DNA-templated transcription. The record is from RefSeq and is a predicted model, not a curated record. The transcript has 2 exons. Gene Ontology annotation, cellular component: RNA polymerase III complex. Gene Ontology annotation, molecular function: DNA binding; ribonucleoside binding; DNA-directed RNA polymerase activity. Bases 1 to 3405 code for a protein of 1134 amino acids. NCBI's taxonomy places the organism in Eukaryota, Metazoa, Arthropoda, Insecta, Diptera, Culicidae.